AUUAAACAAUAACAUUUGAAAAUUGCUUACAUGAUUUCACUGUGUUUAUUUUUUUCCUAAACGCUAAACUAUUUAUAAAUUAAAUCUGCAGAAAACUUGUUUCCUAACAUACUUUUCAGAGUGCGAAUACACAAAUUAUCAGUGUAUACCAUGGAAAUAUUGCAACAAUUGCAGGUCGACAUUAAUCGUUACUUGCGAGAUAAAUUCAAACAAGAAGCGGCGUACUUCAAGUUCCAAAACAAACUACUGAAAGGAAACGGUGACAUCGUGGCUAAGUUUGCUAAUCGUUUAGAAGAUCCAGAAUAUGGAUUUCAGGAUUCAAGCAAUGACACAACGCAAUGGGUUGUACCCGUUCAAAGUAUGAAGCUUACCAGUAUUUCGGUUACGUUCUUCAUCAAUCGGGAAAAGGCCUAUCAGCAGUUCAUAAUGGGAGUCAUUCUCAAAGGGUUUCCCUUAGCUGGAGCUAACGGCAAACAGAUUUGUCUCAAGUGUGAUACGGAAGAACUCAAUCUGGAGCGUCACACGUUAUCUGACUUUAGGAUACUGUCCAUUCAUAAAGUUAUACGCAAUAUACUAAUGAUUGAUGGAUACAAUGUUUCGGAUGCUGCCACACAAACAGUGAGAAUUGGUCGAAAUCCCUUCAAAAAGUCGGACAAUAGCAUAGAUAUUUUAUGUGGUCCUGUUCUAACGAAUGGAUUAACAGCUGCUGAAUAUAUAAGUAAGCGUUCUAAUGAUAUGCAAUUGAUCGCGCAACAUAAGUAUGGUAUCAGGGUGAAGGAUAGUCAAAAGCUCAAAAGUCUAGUUGCAAGUCUGGGAAGAUCAGCUGCUAUAGUGGACAUGCUUGAAUCGAAAGCUUCCAGCCCAAUAGAUUUAAGGAAGGACAAAAAUGCGUCUAGCAAAGGAGCCUCAUUCAUCCUAUACAACUAUGCCCGGCUUGCGAUUCUAUUCAGAACAUUCGAAGAAAAGACACGGUCUGGGUACUAUCCUGAUUCCCCUGACCUUAGCCAAGUGGAUUUCAGUUUACUGAGCGAAGAGGAUGAAUGGCAAUUAUUUUGGGUGUAUGUCGUGGGUUUUCCGAACAUGUUGAAACAGGCUCUAGGUGGCGAACAAUUAGCGCAUUUAUCACCUCACUUAGUUUUGAAUUUUACGUCGGGGCUGGUGAUAUGUCUCAGUAGAUACUAUAGACGAGUUCGUAUAUUAACGGAAAAUCGUGAUCAUCUAUUGCCAACCUUAUUUGCAAGAAUCGGUUUACUGAAAUCGGUUUUUCAAGUGUUGUCUAAACUUCUGCAUCUCCUGGACUUAGAAGCAAUCGAACAGAUGUAGCGAAUAUGAUUACACACUAACUUAUCGAUUACUCAAUUUGUGAUAUUUAAGAUAAUAUGCAAUAAAAACAAUCCGAGCUCUUUAAAAU
Toxorhynchites rutilus septentrionalis is the source of this 1411-nucleotide messenger RNA. RefSeq names its product DALR anticodon-binding domain-containing protein 3. The record is from RefSeq and is a predicted model, not a curated record. Gene Ontology annotation, biological process: arginyl-tRNA aminoacylation; tRNA C3-cytosine methylation. Lineage: Eukaryota; Metazoa; Arthropoda; Insecta; Diptera; Culicidae. The coding region runs from base 151 to 1323 and encodes 390 amino acids. The transcript has 5 exons. Gene Ontology annotation, molecular function: arginine-tRNA ligase activity; ATP binding; tRNA binding.